Messenger RNA from Rana temporaria (common frog), 7504 nucleotides. RefSeq names its product kinesin family member 5B (gene KIF5B). NCBI's taxonomy places the organism in Eukaryota, Metazoa, Chordata, Amphibia, Anura, Ranidae. The record is from RefSeq and is a predicted model, not a curated record. Bases 217 to 3093 code for a protein of 958 amino acids. Gene Ontology annotation, biological process: microtubule-based movement. Gene Ontology annotation, molecular function: microtubule motor activity; microtubule binding; ATP binding. The transcript is spliced from 26 exons.
ACUCCAGGCCAGCGCCGCCAGGAGGGGAGGAGCGGCAUCGUCAUCGCCGGCCUCCGCCAUGUCUGCCAUAUUGGAUGGGAAGUGAGCUGCCUCCCUCCGCCCACUGAGAUUGGCGGCGCCGGUGCUUGUCCAUUCACUGUGCCGUAGAGGUUCCCCUGGCGCCGCCAGCCGCCUAAUUGUUGCCGGUCACACCGAGGGGGGCACAUAGCGGGCAAGAUGGCCGACCCGGCGGAGUGCAGCAUCAAAGUGAUGUGCCGCUUCAGGCCUCUCAAUGAUUCUGAGGUGGUGAGAGGAGACAAGUAUGUGGCCAAGUUCCAGACAGAGGACACCGUGGUGGUCUCGACGAAACCUUAUGUCUUUGAUCGAGUAUUCCAGUCGAACACAUCUCAAGAACAAGUUUACAAUGCCUGUGCUAAAGCAAUUGUUAAAGAUGUACUUGAAGGAUACAAUGGUACAAUAUUUGCCUAUGGACAGACCUCAUCCGGAAAGACCCACACCAUGGAGGGAAAAUUACAUGAUCCAGAUGGAAUGGGAAUUAUUCCUAGAAUAGUGCAAGAUAUAUUUAACUACAUUUAUUCCAUGGAUGAAAACCUGGAGUUUCAUAUAAAGGUAUCGUAUUUUGAAAUAUAUCUAGACAAGAUUAGAGAUCUAUUGGAUGUGUCGAAAACAAAUCUGUCUGUUCAUGAAGACAAAAACAGAGUUCCGUAUGUAAAGGGUUGUACUGAGAGGUUUGUUUGUAGUCCUGAUGAAGUCAUGGAUACUAUAGAUGAAGGAAAAUCGAACAGACAUGUAGCUGUGACAAAUAUGAAUGAACACAGCUCUAGAAGUCACAGCAUUUUUCUAAUCAAUGUAAAGCAAGAAAACACUCAAACAGAACAGAAACUGAGCGGUAAACUUUACUUGGUUGAUUUGGCUGGUAGUGAAAAGGUUAGCAAAACUGGAGCUGAAGGAGCUGUGCUUGAUGAAGCUAAAAACAUCAACAAAUCUUUGUCAGCACUUGGAAAUGUCAUCUCUGCCCUGGCUGAAGGCAGUGUCUAUAUUCCAUAUCGAGAUAGUAAAAUGACUAGAAUCCUCCAAGACUCCCUAGGAGGCAAUUGUCGAACAACUAUUGUAAUUUGCUGCUCACCAUCCUCCUACAAUGAGUCUGAAACCAAGACUACUCUAAUGUUUGGUCAAAGAGCGAAGACCAUUAAAAACACUGUGUGUGUUAAUGUUGAGCUCACAGCUGAGCAGUGGAAGAAAAAAUAUGAAAAGGAAAAGGAGAAGACAAAGACUUUGCGAGCUACAGUGCAGUUCCUGGAAAACGAGCUUGCUCGCUGGCGUAAAGGUGAGACGGUGCCUGCUGAUGAGCAGUUUGACAAGGAGAAGGCCAAUCUGGAUGCAUUUGUUGUGGACAAUGUGGUAGCCAAUGAUAUUCCAGCUGUGACACUUACUGCUAAUUUCACUGAUGCCGAUAGAAGACACCGUGAGGAUGAAGUUGCUAAAUUGUAUAAACAGCUGGAUGACAAGGACGAAGAGAUCAAUCAGCAGAGUCAAUUGGUAGAAAAACUGAAGCAACAAAUGUUGGAUCAAGAAGAGCUACUGGCCUCCACAAGGCGGGAUCAGGAUAACAUGCAGGCUGAAUUAAACCGCCUACAAGCUGAAAAUGAUGCCUCCAAAGAGGAAGUGAAAGAAGUCCUUCAGGCCCUGGAGGAACUGGCUGUCAACUACGAUCAGAAGUCUCAGGAAGUAGAAGACAAAUCUAAAGAAUAUGAUAUUCUUAGUGAAGAGCUUAGCCAGAAAUCGGUUAUUCUUAGCAGCAUAGACUCUGAACUCCAAAAACUUAAAGAAAUGACCAACCAUCAAAAGAAAAGAGCUACAGAAAUGAUGACCUCUUUAUUGAAAGAUCUUGCUGAAAUUGGUAUCGCAGUAGGAAAUAAUGAUUCCAAGCAACCUGAAGUGAGUGGCAUGAUUGACGAAGAGUUCACAGUGGCCAGAUUGUACAUCAGCAAGAUGAAAUCUGAGGUGAAGAGCAUGGUGAAGCGCUGCAAGCAGCUGGAGGGCACCCAGUCUGAGAGCAAUAAGAAAAUGGAUGAGAACGAGAAAGAGCUUGCUGCAUGUCAGCUCCGCAUCUCUCAGCAUGAAGCAAAGAUCAAGUCCCUGACAGAGUAUGUACAGAACGUGGAGCAUAAGAAGAGGCAGUUGGAAGAAUCCGUGGACUCGUUGAAUGAGGAGCUUGUCAAGUUGCGGGCACAGGAACAAGUUCAUGAAAUGGAGAAGGAACACUUAAAUAAAGUACAGACUGCCAAUGAAGUUAAGCAUGCUGUGGAGCAGCAGAUUCAGAGUCAUCGGGAAAGCCACCAGAAACAGCUGAGUAGCCUGAGAGAUGAGAUUGAGAACAAGGAGAAGCUGAUCACAGAUCUUCAAGACCAAAAUCAGAAGAUGAUGCUGGAGCAGGAACGACUUCGAGUUGAACAUGAAAAGCUAAAAUACGCUGACCAGGAGAAGAGUAAGAAACUCCAUGACCUCACGGUAAUGCAAGAUAGAAGAGAACAAGCACGGCAGGAUCUGAAGGGACUGGAAGAGACAGUGGCAAAAGAGCUUCAAACACUGCACAAUCUCAGGAAGUUGUUUGUUCAAGAUUUGACUACUAGAGUGAAAAAGAGUGCAGAAAUGGACUCUGAUGACACAGGGGGAAGUGCUGCACAGAAGCAAAAGAUCUCCUUUCUUGAGAACAACCUGGAACAGCUCACAAAAGUCCACAAACAGUUGGUACGUGAUAAUGCAGAUCUUCGUUGUGAGCUUCCAAAGCUGGAGAAACGACUUAGGGCUACAGCUGAGCGAGUUAAGGCCUUGGAGUCUGCUCUAAAAGAAGCCAAAGAAAAUGCAUCCCGCGAUAGGAAACGGUAUCAGCAAGAGGUGGAUCGCAUCAAGGAGGCCGUAAGGUCCAAGAACAUGGCUAGAAGAGGACAUUCUGCACAGAUUGCUAAACCCAUCCGUCCUGGACAGCACCCAGCUGCCUCUCCAACGCAUCCAAAUGCAAUCCGUGGGGGAGCCGUGUUCCCUCAGAAUAGUCAGCCAGUGGCUAUUCGUGGAGGAAGUACUAAACCCUGACAAAAUAUGGUGAAAGAUCGUUGAAGUACCGAUCAGAAUGACAGCAGUGCCCAAUGGCCAUUUUUGGGGUUCAUUUACCUUUUUGGGAUUGUAGGAUUGUUUUUUUCAAUUGUAAUUUAUAUCUGGCCUGUACAGCUCUUCCUUUUAUUCCCAACAAAUUUUCUUUUUUUGGGGCAAAUUUGUAAUGAUUUGCAGCAAAACUAGAGUGCAAUUUUGAUGUCUUUGCAUACAACAUGUAAUUUAAGGUAUAUAGCUCCAUCUAUUGCACAGUUUGUUAUCCAUGUCUUAAAACUUAGUCUGCACUGUGCCAAGUCUGAAUGUAUGUUGCUGGUCGAGUAGAACCUAGAUAGGUCUCUGUAAAUCUUUCGUUUGGGGACAUGGAGCAAACAUUAACGGUUUAUUACACUUCAGGUUAACCUGUUUAAUUGUAUAACACUACUGCUUUAUUUAUACAAGAGCAGUAGAGCGCUUUCUGAAGUGACUUCAUUAAAUGGCGAUGCUAAGAUAUGACGCUGUCAUAUUGUACAGUGUACUACAGUGUCUGGCUAUAAAAGUGUGCUUUACACCAAGCUGCCACCAAUGCAACUAGCAGAAAAUCUAAAUUUCCAGUUCCUAUGAGGCUGCUCUACUGUUAUCCAGUGGAAUAGCCAAUUGCAAUGCUGUCUUUGGUUUAAAUAUUGUAUAGUAAAGAGAUACAGGAGUGAAACUUUUAUACAAGACAAUAGGGAUUCAUUGUUGGCAAACAUUGACUGUCCUAUAGCAAGCAUUAAUGUGUCACGACUGCUGUGAAAACAUUCUGCUUCGUUCUGUUAAUAAAUGUGUAUGGGAUUAUCUUGAGCUAUUUAAUCAUUUUACUGUAAUACAGAGCUUGCACUGGCAGUUAGGGUGUUUUUUUUUUUAUUUUUAUUGUUCUACAGUUUUUUUCUGUGUUCUUCGAAUACCACUUGUAAGUGUCCAGCUCCGCUAAGAGAUCAAACAUUCCUUGCAGCAGUGGUUUUCUGAAAUAAUGAACGUGUACUCAAUGGGAAGCAGCAGCAUUUUCCCUACCGUUUUACAGCAGGACCUCCAAAUUACUAAGCGCAAACUGAAUUCUAUGCUCUUUUAGGAAUGUGUUUUUUUUUUUUUUUUGUCUUGGACAUAGUUAUGGGUUUAAGGUAACAUCACAAGGGUUUUAUGAUAAAUCUAUGCACUGUCUGUCCCACUUAAGGUAUACAAUGGUGUUAAGCCUUCUCUGUUAUACAAUUGGCUACUUGGGUAGGAAAUGUUCAUUGGGAGACGGCAUAAGGCCAUUAUACAAAGCAAAGUCUGGAUGAUCUGAUGGCAUUUGAGAAAACCAAGUGCGCCAGUCUGGUUUGGCAUUUUUUUUUCUUCUGGCGAUCACAGGAAAGGUGACUGGUGCAAUUACAAGAAGUGACACUGUUACACAUAGCAGUUAGUCAGUUAAUUUUAAAAUGUGUAAAGAGAUUGGACAACACUACCCUUGCUCUCAUUUUCAUGAAGCAGAAUGCUUUUACUGUUGUGCGGAGGGUUAGUAGUAUCAAUCACCAUCUGUGGCCAUGUUUAGUAAGUAGAUUUGGCACUUUUUGGGGAAAUAAUAAAAUGCCUGAUAAAGGAAACUUGCACUGAGAACAGUAGGUAGGCUGCCAUUGCAGUCGUUUUUUAUUCCUGUUGAAAAUCCAGAUAAUCGAGGUUGUCUUGCUGUGACCCAGAACUAGCAAGUAGAAUAUAAACUUGUCCUAUUUAUUCCAGGACAUUGGCUCAAAGUUUAGAAGCUACUGAAUCAGGGUGCCAGCCUGCACUGGUAGCCGUCCAUUAUUUUCUCAGUAAGAUUUCAGUAUAUUUUCUUUUCUAUUAUGUAUUUUUUUUGUUUAGGGAGUUAAUGUCACUAGUUAUGCACUCUACCUCUUUUCAGAUUGAGAUUACCAUGUAUAGUUUUUAAUCCCCCCUCCUUUCAAAUAAAAUGCACAACUUUUAAAAACGACCCAUUUUAAGACUCAAGGGCAGAUGUUAACCACCAUCUCCAAUUUAAGUAGAUUCAGUUCUUGUAUAUAAUGCAGUCAUCCACCAUACAAGGUAACUCGCUUAAUAAACUGACAGACUGCAUUUUCCUCCAUAUUGUUUUGGCUUCUAGUUAUCUGCUGUUAUGGAUACUUAAAUGGCAUAUCCUGUAGUGAUUGGGAUAAGUCUGAGUUUAUAUGGCUUGCUUGCCUGUUCAUGGUGGUCUGGUAUCCUAUAUAUGUUUUAUAUAAGCUUUGCUUGGUCAUUUGCAGUAGUUGCAUGAUAGUGUGAGCUGCAGUAUUGUUAAUAGAUCAUACAGGCCAUAAAUAUAUAUAUACUUGACUUCUAGGUGACUUUAAAUACCCAUAGCUGUCCAUCACUGUUAAGUUUUAGAAUUAAAUUUAAAUACCUCCUUUUAAAGUGUACACUCCAUAUCUAUAAGUUAUACCUUCAUAAUUGGUUCUGAGGACAGAAGGACACCUCUUGGUUACAGUGUUUGUGGGAGUACUGACGUACUGUAAAGUUCAACACUAAAUACAAAGCCGGUUCUGGGUUAUUUGAAAUCGGGUUCUGUCUGUUUGUACAGUGUGUGAAUGGUCAUUGGGGGUAUAAAGUGCACCUGUCACAGUGAAAACAUUCAUUUUGUGCUCAGAGCAUACAUGCAGCAUGCAAAAUGUUAGCAAGAGUAAGUGGAACAUUUGGGUCAGUGGGCUUCUAAGUUUUUUUUUUUUUUUUUAAACAGCCAUCUUUAAGUUUGUAGGUCUCUGUUUUUUAUUCAGCCUUCAAAACUAUUUAGCAGUGCAUUUUUUUUCCAGUGAUAAGUUUCCGCAACUUUAAAUGGCCUCAUGCCAUAUCUAAGUGCCAUUGAACUUCAAUUUAGGCCUGCUCACACUGCAACAAUUUUAUUUUUUUCAGCUAUUUCUGCUGUCUGAAUCUUUUACUCUAAAAGUGUCUGGGUCAUCCUGUGGAUAAAAUCAGGACACUGCUUUUUCAAAAAAACUGGAGGUCAUAGAAGCAGCCGCUCCCCACCACAGUUUACAUCUCCACUUGGUGCUUGAUAUCUGUUAUUACAUUAGUAUUUAAUUUAUUUUUUACUCCUGUGGAUUAGCUGCUAGACAUUAAAAGGUGAAGUCCUCAUUUGAGUUCUUUAUUCUUUCCAAUGUUUUUAAAAGCUCUACAAUGCACUGCUAUUUGGUAUACAUUGGACACUUGGGGAACCUUACACUAGCCUAUGUGGCUGGUAAUAUUGAAAUUGUAUCUCGUUCAAGAUUAAGUGUCCUUUGUGCCAAAUGGGAGAUGUUCAGGCUGUGCUUGCUAUAUGAAAGGACUUUAGCUGUCUACAAGAUUCCAUAUGAAAACAAGCAAAAGUUGUGUUUGCAGUUGGGUACAGCUUUUAGUUCAAAGGGCUGCACAAGCUUAUAUUGGAUGCUUUAAAAAAAAAAAUGUAGUUGACCAUGCAUUAAAUAAAGGCAUAUAUGCCUCUAGGAAGAGGGUACAACAUAGUCGGCAGUCCCUGAUGGAGCAGGAUUGAGCAGUGCUGGCAUAGACAACAGGUGCACUUUAGCAGAAAACUGCCUCACACCAUAUGCAUCACACUAACGGGAAGCAGAAUAUUUUCCACUGUUAUCUACUUUUUGUUAUGUUUUAAAAGAUCUUCAUGAUAUCAGAAUUUAUUUUGCUUUGUCAAAACUACAAAAUGCUUGAAAUAAACAUUAGUCUGAAGCGUACAUAAGAAUUGGUAUAUUUUCUCUUCGCCUCCCCUAAAACUAGCUUAUUUUAAAUUGUGUCAAGUUUUAGCCAGGAUAAAAAUGACCAGAAAAUGUACUUGACAGGUUAUAUGCUUUCUGAUUCAUUCUCGAUUGUGAGCUACUGAAAAUCCCUGCAUUAAAGUGUGCACGUCGGUCUCCAGCAGGGGGGUGUAAAGUGGCAAAUGGCACAUUGCGUGGAAGGGGCGUGUCCACUGUUGGAGCCAUUACACUGCAGCCUAAUUGGUUAUACAAAAUUGUGCACCUUCAGAUAAGAAGCGGGCAUAGAUAAAUAGCCAUUCACAUCACAUUCUAAUGAUUGUGUGUUUUGUCUUAAGUUCUCUGUUAACUGCUAUUAGGAUUUUUAUAACUUUCUGCAAACCAUUUUCUACAUAAAACACCUUUCCGUUUGUUCUUCUUUUCCUAUCUUUGCCAGGCACAUGUGGGGGGAUAGUAAAGCAUCCUAUUUAUUCUUGAUUAUCAACUAAGUUAUUUGCAUUAUUUAAAAGCUAUAGACUAUUACUGGUCGUCACGAAAAAAUAAAGCCAGUAAGAUGUCUCAGCCAUGUAAUUCCAAUACAUCAACUCACAUCGACACCAUUUACGUCAGACUCUCUGCAUGCUGUAAAUGUAUUUGUGUUUAAAAUAAAAUACAAAAAACUUGAAAAA